This is a messenger RNA of Ichthyophthirius multifiliis, 2113 nucleotides long. RefSeq names its product transketolase, putative. NCBI's taxonomy places the organism in Eukaryota, Ciliophora, Oligohymenophorea, Hymenostomatida. The record is from RefSeq and is a predicted model, not a curated record. Gene Ontology annotation, molecular function: thiamine pyrophosphate binding; transketolase activity. The transcript has 3 exons. The annotation marks the transcript as partial.
AAAACCUUAAAAAGAAAAAAUGAAUACACGUCACAGCAGAUAAUAAAAACCAUCAACAAGUCCUUUAAAAAAGCAAAAAUCACCUGAAAAAAAAGACCCAAAGCCCCAAAAGAAGCUAAAAACAACCGAAGAUUAUUAAAACAUCUAAAAUAUAAAAGACAUAGCCGCCCGUCUCCGAAUCCAUUCAAUAGAAAUGACUAAUGCAUCAAAUAGUGGCCAUCCAUCAUCAUGUAGUUCUAUGGCCGAUAUUUUAUCUGUUUUAUUUUUUGACAAAUCCGGCAUGACUAUAAAUAUAUAAAACCUCAAAUCCUUUACUGCUGAUCGUUUUGUUCUCUCAAAAGGCCAUGCCGCACCCAUUUUAUACGCCGUUUGGUCCCUUGUAGGUUUAAUCCCAUAAUCCGAACUCCUUAAAAUCCGUAAAUUCAGCAGCGGAUUAGAAGGCCAUCCUACCCCCAGACUCCCUUUUGUAGAUGUAGCUACCGGAUCUCUCGGCUAGGGAUUAGGUGCCGCUUGCGGAAUGGCCUAUUCAUCCAAAUACUUAGAUAAAAUAACCAAUAGAUUCUAUGUUUUGCUCGGAGAUGGUGAAUGUGCUGAAGGUUCAGUUUGGGAAGCCGCUAGUUUCGCCGGCCAUUAUAAACUAGAUAACCUCACAGCUAUAGUAGAUGUAAACAGACUUGGUUAAUCUGAGGAAACUUCCCUUGCGCACAAUGUCCAAUCUUAUAAAAAAAGGUUCGAGUCUUUCGACUGGAAUGCAAUAGUGAUAGACGGCCAGAUAUCCCUGCAAUCAUAAAAGCCUUCAAUUAAGCCAAAAAUAAAACCAAACAACCCACAGUAUUAAUCGCUAAGACCCUAAAAGGAAAAGAUAUCCCAUCUAUAGAAAAUAAACUAGAAUGGCAUGGAAAACCAUUAGGAAAAGAAGCCGAAGAAGCCAUAAAACAUCUCGAAAAUUUAAUAAAAGAUAAAAAUUUUACACCUUAACCAAAUAUAGAAUAACCAGCCUAAGAUCAUCCUUUAGUCUAAGAUUAAAUAAAACUACAAUCAUUAUCAUAUAAAAAAGGAGAAAAAAUUGCAACUAGAUUAGCAUAUGGAACUGCAUUAAAAAGAUUAGGAACUGUAGAUACAUAUAAACGUUUAGUAUCAUUAGAUGGAGAUACUAAAAAUUCCACUUAUGCGAUUACAUUUAAAAAUGCUUUCCCUGAUAGAUUUAUUGAAUGCUAUAUAGCUGAAUAGAAUAUGGUUUCAGUAGCUACAGGUUUAGGUUGUAGAAAUAAAAUUCCCUUCGUAUCUACUUUUGGUGCUUUUUUUACCAGAACUUAUGAUUAAAUUAGAAUGGGUGCUAUAUCUUUAGCUAAUAUUAAAUUAGUGGGUUCACAUUGUGGUGUAUCUAUAGGAGAAGAUGGUCCAUCUUAAAUGGCUUUGGAAGAUAUAGCUAUGAUGAGAGCAAUACCUAAUGCUAUAGUCUUAUACCCUUCAGAUGCCGUUUCAACUGAAAAAGCUGUUGAAAUUGCCGCUAAUUAAAAUUGUAUUGUCUAUAUUAGGACAUCUAGACCUAAUACUGAAGUUAUUUAUGAAAACGAGGAAUAAUUCUAACCAGGAUAAUGCAAAACAAUAGUAUAAAGUAAUAAUGAUAAAUUAGUUAUUGUAGCAGGCGGUGUUACUCUAUUUGAAGCAUUAGAAGCUUAAAAAACAUUACUCGAACAAAAUCUACAUAUUAGAGUUGUAGAUAUUUUCUCAGUAAAACCAAUAGAUAAAAAAGGCUUAAUUAAAAAUGCAUAAGAAUCAGGAUUUAAAAUCCUUACUGUGGAAGAUCAUUAUAUUGAAGGCGGCAUACAUGAUGCAGUUUGUUAAGCUGUUUGUGGUGAAGGAAAUAUUAAAGUUUUCUAAAUUGCAGUAGACGGAGUACCUAGAAGUGGAACAUGUAAAGAUUUAAUGGAUCAUUAUAAAUUAUCUGCAUAGUUUAUUGUUGAAAAAGUUAAGGAACUUUUAGUUUGAUGUUUUUUCUUUUUUUUAAUUUUUUAUAAGAAAAAAUAAUUACAUUCUUUAUUAUAUAUAUUUUUUUUAUUUAUAUAAUUAUUAAAAAUAAAAAAACAAUACAAACAUAAUUUCUUUUGCU